Molecule: messenger RNA, 795 nt
Organism: Hyalella azteca
Lineage: Eukaryota; Metazoa; Arthropoda; Malacostraca; Amphipoda; Hyalellidae
Product: vegetative cell wall protein gp1-like
Exons: 1
Coding region: 1-795 (264 amino acids)
Source: RefSeq, a predicted model, not a curated record
AUGGCCCGUCCCAGCAGGACGUCCCCGGGGCCCUCGUCCCCUGCCCGUCCCAGCAAGACGUCCCCUGGGCCCUCGUCCCCUGCCUGUCCCAGCAAGACGUCGCCGGGGCCCUCGUCCCCUGCCUGUCCCAGCAAGACGUCCCCGGGUCCUUCGUCCCCUGUCUGUCCCAGCACGACGUCCCCGGGGCCCUCGUCCCCUGCCUGUCCCAGCAAGACGUCCCCGGGUGGGCCUUCGUCCCCUGCCUGUCCCAGCAAGACGUCCCCGGGGCCCUCGUCCCCUGCAUGUCCCAGCAAGACGUCCCCGGGGCCUUCGUCCCCUGCAUGUCCCAGCAAGACGUCCCCGGGGCCUUCGUCCCCUGCAUGUCCCAGCAAGACGUCCCCUACCUUCGUCCCCUGCCUGUCCCAGCAAGACGUCCCCGGGGCCUUCGUCCCCUGCCUGUCCCAGCAAGAGGUCCCCGGGACCAUCGUCCCCUGCCCGUCCCAGCAAGACGUCCCCGGGGCCCUCGUCCCCUGCCUGUCCCAUCAAGACGUCCCCGGGGCCUUUGUCCCCUGCCUGUCCCAGCAAGAGGUCCCCGGGGCCCUCGUCCCCUGCCUGUCCCAGCAAGACGUUCGUCCCCUGCCUGUCCCAGCAAGAGGUCCCCGGGGCCCUCGUCUCCUGCCUGUCCCAGCAAGACGUCCCCGGGGCCUUCGUCCCCUGCAUGUCCCAGCAAGACGUCCCCUGCCUUCGUCCCCUUAUCACGCGGGGUUUGGCGUCACGCAGGCCAUGACGGCUGGUGGGCGAGUGUUGAGACGAUAG